This is a messenger RNA of Paramecium pentaurelia, 117 nucleotides long. Lineage: Eukaryota; Ciliophora; Oligohymenophorea; Peniculida; Parameciidae. The record is from the annotation of a GenBank genome assembly.
AUGUUGUAAAAUUACGAUAAAUUGGUUUCUGAAAUGAAAUUUUAUAACAGAGGAGGGAAUAGUUUAGACCAUUAACUUAUGCCAAUCAUCAAAAUAUAAGCCUUUUAUGCUUUUUGA